Molecule: messenger RNA, 1979 nt
Organism: Chironomus riparius
Lineage: Eukaryota; Metazoa; Arthropoda; Insecta; Diptera; Chironomidae
Source: the annotation of a GenBank genome assembly
GAAGCAUAAGACAUCAAACAUGAAUUUUUGGCAAUGUUUCAACACAUGAAAUGAAUCUAUGUUGUGCUAUGAUGUGUCGGUUGUAGGUUUAUUAAAAAGCCGUACCUUCCUACAUGCAUAAAAAAAUUGAAUUGUGAUAGAAAGAUAUGAAGAGAGGAAGUUACAGAGUUGUCACGUUUCAAUGUUCUUUCGAUGGCAUUUAAAGUUACCUUUGUCAAUGCAACACCUAGCCAAAGGCAAUACUAUCUAUCGUAGACGUGUCUUUGACUAGGUGAAACCUAUAUUAGAAUCAAGUACCCUGUUUUUUCGUUAUAAGCUAGUAGCUAAGAAGAAUAAAAGUGAUUUUUUUGGCUCACUAGUAGCUUAGGAACGAGUAGUAGCUUAUAACGAAAAAACAGGGUAGGUGCUUAUUUUUUGAAGCAAAAAAUAUUGCCUUUUUCUAGUCAUUCAUGUUCUAGUGUGGCACCUUUCCAAGGUACCUAUCUGACAACUCUGUUGAGGAAGUUACAGAGCAUAUAGGUAAAUAAAUAGAUUGAAAAAGGGAUAACGAAAUGUCAAGAUAAUGUGAUUUAUUGAUUUAAUUUCACCUGACUUACUUCAUCAUAUAACGAAACUUUAUCAACGCUGUCAGGACUUUUCUUAAAAUCAUUAAUUAAUUCCUUUAACCGUUCAUUAAAUUUCUCAUCCAGCCAAUCAAAUCGCACUUCCUCAUCUUCAAUUUCAAUAAAAUUAAUUGACAAAUUUAUAUUUUGCAUCACAAUUUCCAUGAUUUUUAACUUUAACAAAAAUAUCCUCUUUAAACGCGAAACAUAAAUAAACAGACUUUUUGUUUAUCAACUAAAGAAAUCACUUUUAGGUCCGUUCAGAUUGAAUGUCUAAAGCAUAACUGACGACUAGCAAAGAAUUUUUCGUCAACAACAUGCUGAAUCGUUCACAAAUCAAGUCACAUUACAAAAAAUUAUCAUUUAGGGAUUUGCUCCAUUUGAUCCUUGGGAAAAAUUGUGCAAUGACUUGGAUUAGCCCAACUGUUAAUCACAGCAAAAAGCUUAAUUUAAUUAAAUAUCUGUAUUAAACAAACUAUGGCUGAUGUAAAUUUUAGUAAAGUGAUUCAGAAUAUUUCACUUAUCCAUACUAGAGCAUCGCCACGCGAUAAGCUUUGGAUUCAGAGAUUAAAGGAAGAAUAUCAAGCACUGAUCAAAUAUGUAGAAAUUAACAAAGCUAAUGAUUCAGACUGGUUUAGAAUUGAAAGUAAUGCAGAUGGAACUAAAUGGCAUGGAACAUGCUGGUUUAUCCACAACUUCCAGCGAUACGAAUUUAAGCUUCAAUUUGAGAUUCCAGUAACAUAUCCAAUGACGGCAGUAGAACUAGAGAUUCCAGAAUUGGAUGGAAAGACAGCAAAGAUGUAUAGAGGUGGAAAAGUAUGCCUUACAACCCAUUUUAAUCCAUUGUGGAUAAAGAGCAAUGGAAAGUUUGGAAUUGCACAUAUAUUAGCUCUUGGAUUGUCACCAUGGUUAGCGGUUGAAAUACCAGAAAUGGUCGAUAAAGGCUUAAUAAAAGCUAAAAACUGCUGAUUGAAGUAGCAAUUUCCGUAACGGUCCUAAAACUUUCAAAAUUUUCUCGAGAAAAAAACGUAUACUUUUUAGCGCAUUUUCUUAUCAAGAAAUGACGCUAUUGUCCAUACUUUGUUCGUCUGUCUAUAUGUCUGUCCAGCUAUUUCCUCCCCCAGUUCAAGCUUUUUUUGAAGCGGUUUUUGGCUCAUACUAUUUGUUUUAUGUCUGGCAAACGUUGCCCAAAAAAUCAGAAUGAUUGGUGCUCAGAAAGAUUAGCUUUUCUAUAAUUUCACCUUACGUUUUACGUACGUAUUUCUUACGUAGCUCUUAAACACAGUGGCUGUUCCAAGGGCUGAACACCUAGGGGCCGUUCGUAUUUUAUGGGGGGGUUGAAAAAUUGUAACAAAAUGUAACAUAGGGGGGGGGGGG